Messenger RNA from Heterostelium album PN500, 930 nucleotides. RefSeq lists its product as uncharacterized. The coding region runs from base 1 to 930 and encodes 309 amino acids. The record is from RefSeq and is a predicted model, not a curated record. The transcript has 2 exons. NCBI's taxonomy places the organism in Eukaryota, Evosea, Eumycetozoa, Acytosteliales, Acytosteliaceae.
AUGUCUAAUAGUCACAGUGUGGGUGGUAGUAGCAGUAGUAGUAGUAGCAGCAGUAACACUUACAAAUGUCCGCAUUGUGAGCACAUCUACAGUAGCACUUUGUUGACUGGCUCCUCAUCAUCUGAGCAAAUCGACAAAUGCGAGCACCUCCUAUGCCACACUUUGAUUGUCUCAAAGUUGAACACACCCUAUCAAGCUAUACAUGAUUUCACAUCAAAUCUUAUGGGUGUAAAAGUACCGGUUGUAAUAGUAAAUCGAUUCAUUAGAUUCCUUAGAGAUAAGAACGCAUCGAAUCCACAGGGAUACUAUACAAUUCAACAAUCUCGAGCGAGAAUCAGUAAUACUUUUCAGGGUGUCACUGCCUUCACGUUGAAUGCAAUCAACAACGAAACACAAUGCAGUGUGCAGUACUCAUAUUAUCUUACUGCCAACCCACUCAGUGAUAUAGCUUAUUUCGAGUCGUUUAUUCUGAAAAACUAUAUUGAUAUAUUCGCUCUUAUGACUUCACCAGUAUCAAUUGAUAUUAGUAGUAUGAAUGAAGAUAAUAAACAGCAACAACAACCAACCACCUGUAUAAAUCAAACAUCAACAUCAGCAUCAUCAACAACAACAACAACAAAUAGUUUAGAAGAUAAUAAUUCAAUAUACAAUAAGGAAAUAGUUUAUGUCAAUAUAAGUGAUCAGCAAAUGCAAGGAUUACUGAAACAGAAUAUCGAGGAUGACGAGGACAUUGAUGGUAGAUGGAUAAUAGUCACUGGAAUUCCCAACCAAAUACCAACCUUUAUUUGGAUUUCACCAAUGAUGCAGAAUGCAGACAAAAUUAUGCUUCCAAUUCGACUGUUAUCACAACAUACUUUCUCAUCACUCUCGUCUUUAUCAAUAAAGAUAUCACCACUAAUAAAAUUACCAUCAGUCGCAAUACAAAUAUAA